AUGCUGGAAUGCGCGAUCCCAGAGCAUCUCCACAAGGAAAGAACAUGCCCGGUUAGCACACCGCCCAACUAUGUUCCGCCUUUCCCUGCGUAUUGCGCCAGGUUUCCCACCAAGAUGGACGAGCUCGUCAUGGCAGUUAUAGGAGCACAGUAUGCCUCUGUCGCUGGAAACGAUGGCACGGCCAUCUCUAAGCUGCAAGAUUUUGUCAAUAAAGCGCCAGAGUCAGAGCGACCGUCGUUUUGGGAAGUGGCUUCCGUUGUCGACAAGAGAGGCGCGUGCAGCAUUGCUGUCAUUGCAUACUGGCGCAGCGCAGACGUGCACAAGAAGUGGCAGCAAGAAUCUGGUUUCGAUACAUGGUGGCAGAGUCCAGACAGGGAACAAGAUGGACAUGGCUGGUUCCAAGAAGUCCUGCGUCCAACGAUCGAUCGUUUUGAGACGGUAUUUUCGAACCCCGAGAAUCCGGAAGGGGCCGCCAACAUGCAGGAGAGGAUCUCGGGCGAGAUGGAAGAACAUGCAUAUUGGGGUAGCAUGCGCGACCGGCUAGCAGCUGCUCAAGACAAUAGACUUGAUGGCCCCAAAUUGAGCUCUGCCAACAGCAGCGCCAAUGGCUCGCCUGUUAGCGACAACGUUCCAAAGCGCGUUCGUGUACCCGGCAAGCCCAACCUGUGUGUAAUUCGGUCGGGUCAGGAUUGGUCCGACACGCUACCUGAAGAACGCAACCUCUAUCUCAAUACCAUGCAUCCCGUGCUCAUGGAGGGUAUGAGGUUUCUGCGCGAUGAAGGUCGUGAAAUUGGCUGCUAUGCGAUGAAUUUGUGGGACGUCGUAGACUCUAGGUCGUUCUCAGCAAACCGUGAGAGGACGUUCGGUCUCGGUUACUUUGAUGACCUGGCAUCUCUCGAAUACUGGAGUAAGAGCCACCAAACUCAUGUCAAUAUUUUCGGAGGCUUUCUGAUGUAUGCGAAGAAGCUCAACAACGUUUUAUCGCUCCGACUGUUCCACGAGGUUUACGUGCUAGAGCCGAACCAGCAAUUCUUCGAGUACAUUGGAUGCCAUUCCGAGACGAGUAUGAUGAAUGCACAUUGA
Messenger RNA from Alternaria arborescens, 1083 nucleotides. RefSeq lists its product as hypothetical. The record is from RefSeq and is a predicted model, not a curated record. Lineage: Eukaryota; Fungi; Ascomycota; Dothideomycetes; Pleosporales; Pleosporaceae. Bases 1 to 1083 code for a protein of 360 amino acids. The transcript has a single exon.